Limanda limanda (common dab) is the source of this 3703-nucleotide messenger RNA. It is a transcript of the gene clcn7, whose product is annotated as chloride channel 7. The transcript has 25 exons. Gene Ontology annotation, cellular component: intracellular membrane-bounded organelle; lysosomal membrane. The record is from RefSeq and is a predicted model, not a curated record. NCBI's taxonomy places the organism in Eukaryota, Metazoa, Chordata, Actinopteri, Pleuronectiformes, Pleuronectidae. Gene Ontology annotation, biological process: transmembrane transport; chloride transport. Gene Ontology annotation, molecular function: voltage-gated chloride channel activity. The coding region runs from base 12 to 2414 and encodes 800 amino acids.
GGGCCGCCAUCAUGGCCAACAUCACCAAGAAAGUGUCGUGGUCCAGCCGGGCCGACGAGUCCGGGGCCACCGGGGAGAGAACCCCGCUGCUCAACGGCUCCGAGCCGCAGAGCUCCAGCUCCAGACAGCCGUCGGAAGGGGGCAGUGUAUUUCAGAUAGGCAGACUCAGCACAGUGGAUUUGGAGGAGGAGAUAACGUCCGACGAGGAGUCUCUAAGAGGGCGGCCCAAAGAGAUCCCUCACACCGAGAAGCUACUGUCUCUUAAAUAUGAGAGUCUGGACUAUGAUAACAUUGAAAACCAGCUGUUUCUGGAGGAGGAGAGAAGGAUGAGUUACAUGAAUUUCCGGUGUCUGGAGAUCAGUCGCUGGGUGGUCUGCGGCCUCAUCGGCUUCCUCACCGGCCUCAUCGCCUGUUUCAUAGACAUUGCAGUGGAGCAGCUGGCCGGGAUCAAAUACCAAGUGGUCAAAACAAACAUCGAGAAGUUCACAGAGGCAGGCGGCCUGUCCAUCUCCCUCCUGCUCUGGGCCUUCCUCAACUCUGCCAUCGUCAUGCUGGGGGCCAUCAUGGUUGCGUUUUUUGAGCCCAUAGCGGCAGGAAGUGGUAUACCCCAGAUAAAAUGUUACCUGAACGGCAUCAAGAUUCCCAGGGUGGUACGACUCAAGACACUGGUGGUGAAAGUCUGCGGAGUUAUUUGUUCUGUGGUUGGCGGCCUCGCUGUCGGAAAGGAAGGGCCCAUGAUUCAUUCUGGUGCUGUUGUAGCUGCAGGCGUCUCCCAGGGCAGGAGUACAUCUCUAAAGAGAGACUUCAAGAUCUUUGAAUACUUCCGGAGAGACACAGAAAAAAGGGACUUUGUUUCUGCCGGAGCUGCCGCCGGAGUUUCAGCUGCCUUCGGGGCACCAGUCGGUGGCGUUCUGUUCUCUCUGGAGGAGGGAGCUUCCUUCUGGAACCAGAUGCUGACAUGGAGGAUAUUUUUUGCCUCCAUGAUUUCCACCUUCACCCUGAACUUCUUCCUCAGCAUCUAUCACAACAAAACUGGAGACCUUUCCAGCCCUGGUCUCAUUAACUUUGGUCGCUUUCAGGGUGAUAGUGUGGCCUAUUAUCUCUAUGAGAUUCCAUUGUUCAUCGUCAUGGGAGCUAUAGGUGGUUUGCUCGGAGCUCUGUUCAAUAUCCUCAACUACUGGUUGACCAUCUUCAGGAUCCGGUACGUCCAUCGCCCUUGUUUGCAAGUGAUGGAGGCCAUGUUGGUUGCUGCGGUGACCGCGGCCGUGUCAUUCACUAUGAUCUACUUCUCCAACGACUGUCAGCCUCUGGGGCCAGAGCACAAUGAGGAGUACCCACUGCAGUUGUUCUGUGCAGAUGGAGAGUACAACUCCAUGGCAACAGCCUUCUUCAACACUCCUGAGAGAAGUGUCCGCAGUCUCUUUCACAACCAGCCAGGAAGCUACAAUCCUUUGACUCUGGGCUUGUUCACUCUGACCUAUUUCUUCUUGGCGUGUUGGACAUACGGCCUGGCAGUGUCGGCCGGCGUUUUCAUCCCGUCUCUGCUCAUCGGAGCCGCCUGGGGGAGACUGUUUGGAAUCCUGCUGGCCUCCAUUCCCUCCAACGGAUCGAUCUGGGCGGACCCGGGUAAAUACGCCUUAAUUGGAGCUGCAGCUCAGUUAGGCGGCAUCGUGAGAAUGACUCUCAGUCUGACUGUCAUCAUGGUGGAGGCUACGGGAAAUGUCACAUACGGCCUUCCCAUCAUGCUCGUCCUCAUGACCGCCAAGAUAGUAGGAGAUUAUUUUGUGGAGGGUCUGUACGACAUCCACAUUAAGCUGCAGAGUGUUCCCUUCCUUCACUGGGAUGCUCCUGCUACGUCCCACUGGCUGACGGCGAGGGAGGUGAUGAGUGCUCCAGUUACCUGUUUGAACAGGAUAGAGAAGGUGGGAACCAUCGUGGACACCCUGAGCAACACGUCCACCAAUCACAACGGCUUCCCCGUCGUCGUGCAGGUUUCUGGUACUGAUGAGCCAGCCAAGCUCUGCGGGCUCAUCCUCCGUUCUCAGCUCAUCGUUCUCCUCAAGCACAAGGUGUUUGUGGAGUUGGCCCGGUCCCGGCUGACCCACAGGAAGCUCCAGCUGAAGGACUUCAGGGACGCCUACCCCCGCUUCCCCCCGAUCCAGAGCAUCCACGUGUCCCAGGACGAGAGGGAGUGUAUGAUGGACCUCACAGAGUUUAUGAACGCAACACCCUACACAGUACCACAGGAAACGUCUCUGCCUCGUGUGUUUAAGUUGUUCAGAGCCCUGGGACUCAGACACCUGGUGGUGGCCGAUGAUGAAAACAGGGUGGUGGGACUGGUGACAAGGAAAGACUUGGCCAGAUAUCACCUCGGCAAACACGGCCUAGAGGAACUUCAGCUGGCCCAGACAUAAUACACACACACACACCCACACAAACACACACACGAACACACCCAUGAACUGUUACCACCUGAUGCCUGAAGCUGUUGAGCACCAGCUAUGCAGAGAACAUCUCUGAGGGCAAAGAGAUCACUUACAUUCUUUGAUGCCGAAGUGGUCGCCAUGAGAACACAAGGGGAGUUCCUCUGUGAAAGCAAAGAAGAUUCAUAAGGUUGCAUUGACCAGAUUAAAGACAUUUUACCAACAGAGUCAAAUAGAUCACAUCAACAAUAAUAAACCAAACAGUUAAUCAUAAUAGUAAACGAUAAUAAUGGCAAUAAAUUUGAGCAACACCAGGUGAAGGAAGUCUGUUUCAUCUCAGUUAACUGGUAAAUGGAAAACCUUGUGUUCUCUGUGUUCUUACUCCUCAACAUCACAAACAUCUGAAUGUUCGACCGCUCAUGAAGUAAUAUUGUUCUGGAACAGUGAUACCUAAACAUUCGUUUAUUAUAUAUUUUAAAUGAUUUACACGUGUCUUGCCGUUGAACUGAGCAGGACAUUGAAACUGGUUUGCUUUGAAAACCUGAUUUGAGCGAGCGUCCACGUCCCCAUUUGAGGUUUUUUCUUGGACAAUGUUUGCAAAUUUAGUAUUUUCCAAUUCCUUUGUGUAGUUUUGCACUGAAAAAAAAAAUGUUAUUUAUUGUUGACGUUGAAUGCUUGUUUUAUUUUUUAAGUUUGGAAGAAUGUUUAGAAUUUACAUCACAGAAGGGAGAGGAGACGCUUGUCUGAUUGGCUAAAUGAAACAGUUACGAAGAGAUGGUUCUGUUAUUAAAUGUGGAUCCUCCUCGUUCUUCUUCACUAAGCUCACACAAAUAUCAAAUGAUAUGUGUAUUAUUGAUGGUACAAUUCGAUUGGUACGAAAACGUUUUUUUUUUGUCUCCAACAAAUGUUUGCACCUCCUACUGAAAAAUUGUAUUGGCAAAAAAAUACUUUCAAGUGUCCCUCAUGAAGAUCUGCAUAUCUAUGAAUGUAAAACUUUGUUUACCACACAUCUUCGUUUUGAACUCAUCAAUUAAUCCUUGCGUUACCUGGUCAGUGUACGGCACAGAUAUUCUGAUUUCUAAUUAUUUUAUCAAUUUGUGCGUCCAACAUUUCAACUGCCAGUGUUUUUUGCGUUUCCCUCCAUCCCUGUCACACUUUCAUUUCCUUUGUUGUCUUUUUCUUUUUCUUGUUCCUGACUUUAGUCUUUUGACUAUGCUCUAUUUUAUAACCACUGGAUAAGCCUUUUGUGAAUUAAUAAAGUUGAAAUUUAUCUAUUGUUA